This is a messenger RNA of Diorhabda sublineata, 1348 nucleotides long. RefSeq names its product zinc finger HIT domain-containing protein 2. Bases 82 to 1245 code for a protein of 387 amino acids. The transcript is spliced from 5 exons. The record is from RefSeq and is a predicted model, not a curated record. Lineage: Eukaryota; Metazoa; Arthropoda; Insecta; Coleoptera; Chrysomelidae.
GGGUUCGUUAGUUGUCAAUUGCCAUCUUACCAUUGAAAAUGUUUUGAAUGUUGAUUUGAUUUAAUUUUCUACUUUUCUCUUAUGAUAAGUACAUGCGGUAAAAUGGCUUCUGCUAAAAUUAUUGAGUUAGAUGAGACCAAUACUUGUAAAAUUUGCGACAAUGCUUUUGCGAAGUAUUCCUGCCCCAAAUGUAAUAUACUGUAUUGCUCAUUAGAUUGUUAUCAGUCAAAUUCACAUUUAGAAUGCAGUGAAACUUUUUACAAAGCCAAUAUUUUGGAAGAACUCAAUUUAAACAAAAAUGACUCUGAAUCAAAAGAAAAGAUGUUACAGAUUCUGAAAAGAUUUCAUGAAGGAAACCAAAUAUUGAGCGACGGUGAUGAAUCCUCAACUGACUGCUCGGGUAUUACAUUCGAAGAUAUAUUAAAUUUAGAGUCAUUUUCUCCAGAUGAGCUCGACUCUGAUGAUAAUGAAGAAGAAUUGCUAGAUAUUGGGGAAAGAUUAGCAGGAAUCAAUUUGGACGAUGCUGAAAAAGUGUGGGAAAAACUGACAGAAACUGAGAGACAAGAUUUCGUAUCGUUUUUAAAAUCUGAAGAUAUUGCUAAUUUAAUACCAUCCUGGCAACCAUGGUGGUUAUACCAUAGUAAAAAAGUAGAGGUUGUUGAAGAGAGUGAAGAAUAUAAAAAUAACUGUCCAAAAUUAUGUGAUAUUAAAGAUUUCUCGGCAUUAACGUCGAAAACUCCUGCAGUGUGUAUAAAGUAUAAUUUGAUCAACAUUCUGACUGCUUAUGCUUUCACAGUCAGAUAUUUCAAUGGAGAACAUUUUGAUUUUCCAAAAGAAUCUGUUAGUUGUAUGGUGACCAUUUCUUUGACGUUGAAGAGGGACCAAAAGUUUGAAGAUUUUGAAACUGCUGUAAAAUCCGUCGAAAUGGAAUGUGUCAAUAGCGACUGGAUCGUGAGUGAUAGUGAAAAUAUUCAAACAAUGAGACAGGAUAUCAAUAAUAUUCUAAAUGGACCUAAGAAAUCAGACGCAACGUUUUAUAUAUUGUGCGCUUUAUCUGAUCUGAAGAACUUACUAGUCAAAUCACUUCAAACAUCUGAAAAUGACGAAACCACCGGUGGAUUUUCCAAACAAUUCACCAACGAUCAUUUUCCUUCAGUUAAGCUAGAAGAACCCGAUAAAGUUAAACAUCACGUAAAAAAAAUUGACUACUUUUUAUCUUAUGCUAAGGAUAAAUUUGAAGCAUAAAAUGUGAGAAUAAUGUUUUUAUUUUUGUUUGUUUAUAAAUUAGAGGUCAAUUUAAGUUACAUCAUUGUAAUUUAUUCGUGAAUAAAAAUUAUUUUUGAUUAAA